GAGUGCGUAGGCCAGGCCAGGGGCAGCCCCGCGGAGGCAGAAUGUUCACGUCUAAGUCCAACUCGGUGUCGCCCUCGCCGUCCAUGGAACAGGCCGACUCGGACGCGCUGGACAUCAGCACCAAAGUGCAGCUCUACGGGGUGCUGUGGAAGCGGCCCUUCGGGAGGCCGUCGGCCAAGUGGUCCCGACGGUUUUUCAUCAUCAAAGAGAGCUUUCUGCUUUACUACUCUGAGAGUGAAAAAAAGAGCUUUGAAACCAAUAAAUACUUCAAUAUACAUCCUAAGGGUGUCAUCCCUCUGGGGGGCUGCCUGGUAGAGGCCAAGGAAGAGCCCAGCAUGCCCUACGCCAUGAAGAUCUCUCACCAGGACUUCCAUGGGAACAUUGUGCUGGCUGCUGAGUCCGAGUUUGAGCAGGCCCAGUGGCUGGAGAUGCUGCAGGAGUCUGGGAAGGUGACCUGGAGGAACGCCCAGCUAGGAGAAGCCAUGAUCAAAAGCCUGGAGGCCCAGGGCCUGCAGUUGGCCAAGGAAAAGCAAGAGUAUUUAGAUAAACUGAUGGAGGAGACGGAAGAACUCUGCCUGCAGAGGGAGCAGAGAGAGGAGCUUGAGCGCCUUAACCAGGUGCUGGAGGCUGAGAAGCAGCAGUUUGAGGAGGUGGUGCAGGAGCUGAGAAUGGAGCAGGAGCAGAUCAAGAGAGAGCUAGAACUGACAGCAAGAUGCCUCAAGGGUGUGGAGCAAGAGAAAAAGGAGCUGAGGCACUUCACAGAGUCCUUGCAGCGGACGCUGGAGGAACUCUCCUUAGAGAAGAAGAAAACCUUGGAAAUGCUGGAGAAGAAUGAGAACCAGCUGCAGACACUGGCCAGUCAGAGUGAGCAGCCCCCUCUCAGUGGGUGUCUCCAUAGUAACCUAAGGCAAAUUGAGGAGAAGAUGCAGCAGCUCUUGGAGGAGAAGCUUCUGGCAGAGAAGAGGAUGAAGGAGAAUGAGGAGCGCUCGCGGGCCCUGGAGGAGGAGCGUGAGUUCUACUCAAGCCAGUCCCAGGCACUGCAGAGCUCACUGCAGGAGCUGACGGCAGAGAAGCAGCAGGCCGAGCGGGAUCUCAAGGCUGAGGUGAAGGUCCGCAUGGACUUGGAGAGGCGUCUGCGGGAGGCAGAGGGGGCCUUGCGGAGCCUGGAACAAGGGCUCAACUCCAAGGUGCGCAACAAGGAGAAGGAGGAGAGGAUGCGGGCUGACGUGAGCCAUCUGAAAAGGUUCUUCGAGGAGUGCAUCCGCAACGCGGAGCUGGAGGCCAAGAUGCCGGUCAUCAUGAAGAACUCCGUGUACAUCCACAAGGCGGCCACUCGUCGCAUCAAGAGCUGCCGCUUCCACCGGCGCCGCUCCAGUGCCUCCUGGAAUGACAUGAAGCCAUCCCAGUCCUUCAUGACCUCCCAGCUGGAAGCCAACAACAUAGAGGAACUUAAGGAGGUGGCCAAGCGGCUCAGCCGAGACCAGCGCUUCCGGGAAUCCAUCUACCACAUCAUGGCAACCCAGCCUGGAGGACCUGCCGCGCUUCCUCGGGGUGGAAAGUGAUGGAUGCUUCUCCCUUGCUUCCCAAGUCUUUCUCCCAUGGGCUGGGAGAGGGGAAGAGG
Messenger RNA from Trichechus manatus latirostris (Florida manatee), 1621 nucleotides. RefSeq names its product pleckstrin homology and coiled-coil domain containing D1 (gene PLEKHD1). The transcript is spliced from 13 exons. The record is from RefSeq and is a predicted model, not a curated record. Lineage: Eukaryota; Metazoa; Chordata; Mammalia; Sirenia; Trichechidae. Bases 42 to 1562 code for a protein of 506 amino acids.